Penaeus chinensis is the source of this 1059-nucleotide messenger RNA. RefSeq lists its product as uncharacterized. The record is from RefSeq and is a predicted model, not a curated record. The coding region runs from base 1 to 1059 and encodes 352 amino acids. The transcript has 3 exons. NCBI's taxonomy places the organism in Eukaryota, Metazoa, Arthropoda, Malacostraca, Decapoda, Penaeidae.
AUGGACUUUGCAGCGAGACAUAGUUUGCGUGUGGUUAACACUUUCUUUAAGAAAGCAGAGAGGCAGAAUGUAACAUACAAGAGCGUAGCAUUGGUAUCCCAGAUUGACUACAUUUUAUGCAGAACCAAUGAAAAAGCAAACAUCAGAGAUUGCAAGGUUAUCUUAGGUGAGAGCGCUCACCUUGAGAGUGAAGGAAGUCAGAACUGGCAGACUGUGACAGAGUACUUAAGACAGUUGGGAGAGGAACUCUUGGGGAGAACAUCAGGAAAAAGCAAGACAGACAAGGAAACAUGGUGGGGGAAUGAGGAGGUACAAGACAUCAAGAUAAAGAAAGGAACCAAAAAGAUCUUAGACCAGGAGAACAACGUAGAAAAUAGAGAGGCCUACAAGAUUGCCAAGAAAGCAGCCAAGAGGUCUGAAGCGAGAGCAAAAGCAAAGGCCUAUCAAAGGUUUUAUGACGACAUGGAAACCUUAGAUGGAGAAAAACGUGCACUGAGGGUUGCUAAACAGAGGGGCAAGAACUCAAAGGACAUAUACCAGACAAAGCUAAUCAAGGAUGAAGAAGGCAACGUCCUGAGAGGAUACCAGAGCAAUGGCGGAGAAGCACGAACAUACCAAUAUUCAAGAAUAAGGGGGAUAUCUUGGCCUGUGGAAACUUCAGAGAGUAUUGUAGAGAUAAGCAACGAACAGUUUGCAUUCAUGAAAAACAAAUCUACAACAGAUGGCAUCUUUGCUUUGCGACAGUUACAAGAGAAGUUCGUUGAAUGCGAGGAAGACCUGCACGGAGUGUUCAUAGACCUAGAGAAAGCCUAUGACAGAGUACCCAGAGAGGAGCUUUACUGGUGUAUGCGGGAAAAAGGAGUACCAGAAAAGUACAUUAGAGUGGUUGCCGAUAUGUAUGAGAGAUGUAUGACAGAGGUCUGGUGCGCUGUUGGAACCACAGAAGCCUUCCCAAUAGAAGUUGGAUUGCACCAAGGAUCUGCUCUGAGCCCAUUCCUGUUUGCAAUUAUUGUGGACUCCCUAACUGAAGGAAGGGAAUGGAAGCUCCGUGGCAGAUGA